This is a messenger RNA of Exophiala bonariae, 711 nucleotides long. RefSeq lists its product as uncharacterized. The coding region runs from base 1 to 711 and encodes 236 amino acids. NCBI's taxonomy places the organism in Eukaryota, Fungi, Ascomycota, Eurotiomycetes, Chaetothyriales, Herpotrichiellaceae. The transcript has a single exon. The record is from RefSeq and is a predicted model, not a curated record.
AUGGACUCUCGUCAUAUGUUCCCUGGAAUGGGUGACAUGCGACAUGCGUACGCACCACUCUCAGCACAUUUAGCCGCCCAUGGCUAUACCGUGGCCUGCAUGGACAACCGAGGGCACGGUGACAGCUCGCUUUUAUUCGAUGGCUACAAAUACGGAGAUGAAGCAAUAGCACAAGACUUCAUCAAUAUAGCGCUCGAUUUCGGAAAGGGCUGCCCUGCUGUACUAGCAGGGUGUUCCUUCUCCGCAGGCUCAGCUACUAUCGCUGCCGGUAAGCGCCCUGAUUUGGUUGCCGGAAUCAUAUUGCUGGCACCAUUCCUACACAAUCCGAAGGGGCUCGAAGAUGCAGUGGCGCCGUUCUCUCAUGCCGGCGAUGUUCGCCAAACUUUGGGGUCCUUCAGUGUGGGAGUCAUAUGCCAAGAUAUUAUGGCCAGCGAGGAAAAGGCAGCGAAGAGAGCCACGGCAUCGAGAACUUCGCUAAAUCAAGGCUGGAGGUGGAGAGCAUUCCAGCAGAUUGUCAAAGGCCUCGAUCAUAGCGUGGUCAGGCCAUGGAUAACUAAGGUGAAUGCACCGGUGCUUGUGUUGAUGGGGGAUAAGGACCCUGACUGGCCAAACCCGAUGGACGAGGCAAACUGGGUUGUUUCAAAUGUCAAGGAUGAUCGAUCGAUUACAGUACAGGGUACAGGGCACGCGCCUAUGCUGGAAUGUCCGUAG